UUCUGCACACCUCGUUGGAGUUUACUUAUUGGCCCAGCAACCAACAAGUGUAGCUCACAACUUCCAUCUCUGAAGAAAAAGAAGAGAAAGGAUACCAUUACAGGGAAGAAGAUGGCAUUGCUAAGUGUCAGCUCAUCUCAUCAUGCCAUCCAUCCAGGUAGUAGCAGGAGCAUGCAGUGCAUCUGCACCAGGGUGACACCAUCCAGAUCAGUGGGAGAAAUAUCAAGAUCAAGAUCAAGAAAUGAUCUUCCUCUGGGUGUUUCACCGUCGUCGAGGAUGCUCACGACAUGUACUCUCAAGACUCCUUCCUAUGGCAACAAGUCGAAGUCGAAGGAGAAGAUCAAUCCGAGAGACAUGUUCACCUUCUCCUACAGAUUCAACACUGACAUCCCCAUGACCGAGACUCCAGGGGCAUCCAUCGAUGAGUACCUUCAGAACAGGCCCAGGAUUGUUGGAGCCGUGUUCCCUGAUAAGCGCAAGAGAACCAAGCUCAGUGAUGAAGAAUGGAGCGUGCAGCUUCUGCCGAUCCAGUUCCUGUUCCUGUCGGCGUCGCCGGUGAUCGUGAUGCGGUUCGUAAGCAAAUCCGGCGGCAAGGAGUACCCGCCGCACGUCCCCGUCAAGGCAACCAGCCUCCUGCUCAUGGAAGUGACGGACUACAAGCUGGACGGGCUGGACAGCAACGCGAUGCCGUCGCACCUCGCCCUGACCGUCCGCGGGUCGCUGUACCCGCGGCCGGAGGGGAGGAAGAGCCUGAGGGGCCACGUCGAGAUGAGCGUCGGCUUCAACCUGCCGCCGGUGCUCGCGCUGGUGCCGGAGGGCGUCAUCAGAGGCGUCGGCGAGACGGUGAGCAUUUUUCAGCACCUUCGCUGCUUUUGUGCAAGCAGAAAGAGAUGGUAUCAUGGAAACUGGAAAGAUCCUCUACACGACUCUGUCCUCUGAUUUUGAGUGACUGGUAUAUGGGUCCCACAUUUCCAAAAGGCCCGCAUGUGCUGAGGCAGCUAGCACUGCAGAUGAAGCAGGAUUUCGACAAUGGCCUGGCAGCCGAUUUCAAGAGGUACAGGAGGGAGAAGCUAACUGAAAAGAAGACUACACCCUGAAAGUUUUUUCAAGCAUUUCAUUUCAAAAAUAGAAGAUCUUUUCCAAGCAUUCACUGCCAGUAGUAAUAGAGAUGGCAGUCACUACACCAAAUUGUUUGGAGCUCAUCUGAUCAUCAGCAAUUCAGCAUGAUGGCAACAUAAUUGUAUUGUUCAUCAAGCCUCAAGAAAAGAUGGAGAGAAUAACUUAACAGAUCUCAUUUAUUCAUUGUAAACUGAAGCAUUUAGAAUGUACAUAAUGGCAAGAAUAAUCAAUUUACUGAGAUUGUUAA
Molecule: messenger RNA, 1366 nt
Organism: Oryza sativa Japonica Group (Japanese rice)
Lineage: Eukaryota; Viridiplantae; Streptophyta; Magnoliopsida; Poales; Poaceae
Source: RefSeq, a predicted model, not a curated record